Eremothecium gossypii ATCC 10895 is the source of this 720-nucleotide messenger RNA. It is a transcript of the gene SPT15, whose product is annotated as TATA-binding protein. Gene Ontology annotation, biological process: DNA-templated transcription initiation. Lineage: Eukaryota; Fungi; Ascomycota; Saccharomycetes; Saccharomycetales; Saccharomycetaceae. Gene Ontology annotation, molecular function: RNA polymerase II general transcription initiation factor activity; DNA binding. The transcript has a single exon. The record is from RefSeq and is marked provisional. Bases 1 to 720 code for a protein of 239 amino acids.
AUGUCAGAUGAUAAACGGCUGAAGGAGUUCCAGGAGCAAAAUAAGAUUGUGUUUGACCACAGCACGAGAUCGGUGUGGGAAAACCAGGAUAAAGACUCUAGCAUGGGCCAUCUGAUGGGGGGUUCCGUGGUGCAGAGUGAAAGUAAGGACAGUAUGGACGCAGACCACGGGACGACUUCUGGUAUUGUACCGACGCUGCAGAACAUUGUUGCGACGGUGAACCUGGACUGCCGGCUGGACUUGAAGACUGUAGCGCUGCACGCGCGCAAUGCGGAGUACAACCCGAAGCGGUUUGCAGCGGUGAUUAUGCGUAUCCGGGAGCCGAAGACGACGGCGCUGAUAUUUGCGUCCGGCAAGAUGGUGGUUACGGGUGCAAAGAGCGAGGACGACUCGAAGCUGGCGAGCCGCAAGUACGCGCGGAUCAUCCAGAAGAUCGGGUUCAGUGCCAAGUUUACAGACUUCAAGAUUCAGAAUAUUGUGGGGUCCUGUGACGUGAAGUUCCCCAUCCGACUGGAGGGCCUGGCGUUCAGCCACGGCACUUUCUCGUCCUACGAGCCGGAAUUGUUUCCGGGUCUGAUUUAUAGAAUGGUGAAGCCGAAGAUUGUGCUGCUGAUCUUUGUAUCGGGAAAGAUUGUGCUGACAGGCGCCAAGCAGCGCGAGGAGAUAUACCAGGCAUUUGAGGCCAUCUACCCGGUGCUGAGCGAGUUUCGGAAAUUAUGA